Syzygium oleosum is the source of this 1433-nucleotide messenger RNA. Its product is annotated as RING-H2 finger protein ATL22-like. Bases 275 to 1393 code for a protein of 372 amino acids. The record is from RefSeq and is a predicted model, not a curated record. Lineage: Eukaryota; Viridiplantae; Streptophyta; Magnoliopsida; Myrtales; Myrtaceae. Gene Ontology annotation, molecular function: polysaccharide binding. The transcript is spliced from 2 exons.
GUUGCCUUUUGCUCUCCAUAUUUUCAAAAAAAUUUAGGUGUUGGGACCGAUAAGAACGACGGGGUUGCCAAAAUUUAGGUGUCGAUAGUAUUUACAUAUCUAAAUCUAUUUGACUGGCUAAAUCAACUUAGGCACAUUUUAGAUUUGUAUCCUUGAGAAGAUAUAUUUGAUAUCAAUGAUAUCUCUCUGCGAAGGAUUUGAAAUCUUUCUUUAGGAAAUAGGGAGAGAAGAAACAGAUAAGUACAAUCCUAGGUAUUUUCGCUACGUGCCUCUGAUGGCUUCCUCCGUCGGCAUCUUCUCUUUCGUCGUCGCCCUCUCUAUCCGUAAAUCCGCUGUUAACCCCGCCAAUGAUAUAUGUCCGGUGAAGUUCUGCGGUCCUCGCGGACCCGAGAUCCGCUUCCCUUUCCGAGCAAGCGGCUUCCAUCCCAAGCGAUGUGGCUAUCCGAGCUUCGACCUCGCGUGCAACGCCCAUGGCCAGGCGAUCCUCCAGUUGCACAGCUCGCAAGACUUCGUGGUCGACCGCAUCAAUUAUGAAAAACAAUACGUCGUGCUCAAGGACCCGGGCAAUUGCCUAGCGAGGCGGCUUCAGAACACGACGUUCUCGAGCUCGGUCUUCGUGGCGCAAGAGUACGGGAGCUUCACGUUUGCGAAUUGCUCGGUCGAUCUCUCGGCUUUCGGAAUCGAACGGGUGGGCUGCCUCAGCCGCGGACACCACACAGUACAUGUUGCUCCCGCCGGUUCAUUCACUUGGUUACUCUCGUACUCGCUAUGCCAUACUUGGACAGUAUCGGUUCCGGUGGUGCCGCCGCCGCAAUAUCCCACGAAUAUAACUGCGAGUGUUGUCCUGAGGUGGGAUGUGCCGGAUUGCAGAUCGUGCGAGAAGAGCGGCGGGAGGUGCGGGUUGAAGGGUUCCGCGGGCUUCGCUGUGGGAUGCUUCGGUAAACAUGGCAAACAACAUGCCAAUCAUGUAGGGCUUUCAAAGCGUGCCAAGUUGGGGAUACUCCUCGGCGUCAUGUUGCCCUUGCUUCUUUGCACGUCCGGAUUCGCCUUCUACCUAAGCUCGCGCGGUCGAGUCUCCGGGCAUCGAGUUGAAAACAUCGUCGCAAAUGUCACAUCUCCAUCAAACCCCUCGAGAGAAACUCCACGCACCUCUAAUGUUGUCACGGGCAUUGAGUCAGUCAAGAUGGAAUCUUAUCCGAAGAUUCAAGUCGAUGAUGAUGGACAGGUACCUAGGCCGGACGAUAAUAUUUGCGCAAUUUGCUUGUCGGAGUACCGGCCCAAAGAGACGCAUCGGACCAAGUGUGGACACUACUUCCAUGCGCAGUGCAUCGAUGAGUGGCUCGAGCAGGACGCAUCUUGCCCGAUGUGCCGUGAUCCCAUGGGAUACAAGUAAAUAUUUUUUUUCUAAAGUUACCGUCGUCAAAAUGGAUACA